Molecule: messenger RNA, 3921 nt
Organism: Ornithorhynchus anatinus (platypus)
Lineage: Eukaryota; Metazoa; Chordata; Mammalia; Monotremata; Ornithorhynchidae
Product: basic proline-rich protein-like
Exons: 3
Coding region: 688-3852 (1054 amino acids)
Source: RefSeq, a predicted model, not a curated record
UGGUGAAAGAAUGAGAGAGGCAGAAAACUGUCGACGUUUAGGAGUCGGUUGGGCGAGGUGGUGGCAGCCUGAUUGCCGCAAAUCCACCUGUUGACGAGACUUGGACCUGGUGUGAAUCAAGGGCCAAAGCCGCGGGGGUGCCGGUUGGCCACCUGGCGAGGCGGUCCUUCUCUCUCGUGUGGGAGUCAUCGACCGUUCAGCGGACCCAUGUGCGUCAUAGAGUGCCUGCUGCCUGCUCCACCCCGAACUACGCGUUAGGGAGAAUAUAAAAACAGAAGAAGGACCCCAUCUUCCCUGUCGACCAGGAGCUCACCUCGUCGAUGGCGCAGUGUGUUGUGUUGCUCUCAGAGACUUGGCCAGGGAUUCCCGCCGAGGAGGAGCAGCUCGGGAGUCUGCUGAGCUGAAGAUUUGGAUUUUGUUUCCCUGCUCGGAGGCCGGGUAGACGGCAGGGGGUCGGGUCUUGGGGAGUUGGUGCCUGACGCCGGAGAGCCAGCGCUUUGGAGUGGGCCGGGUCGGCUUGUGCCUUCCGUUCCCGCAGCGACCAGUGGCAGUUCCAGGAAGGAAGGGCUCCAGCAGAACGGGCACGGGUGGCUGCCGCCCUGUGUCUCCAGCGGAGAAGACAAACCGGGCAGGCUCGGGAGCAGUGGGAGAGGAAGGCGGGAGGCGCGGAGCCAGCAAGCCGGAAGAAUGGCCCGGGACUCCCUGGCCACCCGGCUGCAGGAGUCGGUGGGGGUCUUCCACGCGUUGGGGCCGAAGAGCCCCGCCCCCGCCGGCCAGUGUGCACUCCGCCGCCCCGCGAGCACGGCCGCAAGCCGCCGGCCGCACCAGACCACGAGGCUCCCAGGACGGAGGCUGGAAGCUUCGGUCAUCGGGCAGGAUUCAGGGGAGUCCUGGGCCCCGGGCGCUGGGGCCCCGAAGCUAGGCGGCGGCGCCCAAGAUCCGCUGCCAUCGUGGAGCCGGACCGGGGAGGAUUCCAGCUCAGGGUCCUUCCCUUUGCCCGCCCAUGGCCCAGCCACUAGAAACCCCCACCCGGUGGCUGGGCCUCCCCCGGCCCAGUCGGCCCCCUUGCCUGGCUCGAGGCUUCCAUCCGGGCUCGCCGCCCCGGACCCAGCAGGCGAAGUCUAUCCUGGCCUCCUGCCCACUCCCAGCCUGACCAUCCCGAGAUGGUCCCGGCUGGGGCCCCCCAGCCGCGACGUGAGCAGGCAGGCUCUGCCCUGGAGGCUGCCCACCGUCCCUCAACCAGUCAGGUCGCAGCCCAUCGGCAAGGACCAGAGGCCUGCGCGCGAGGGCAUGAAGCUGCGGGCCCAACGGGCGCGGGAGAUCCGCUGCGCUGCUUUGCCCGUUUGCGGCGCCAGCUCGGCGCCAGAGAAGCCCAGCCGCGAGGGCGCCCUCCCGGGGAGUAGCAGCAGACGUUUCGAGUGGCUGGGGCCGGACACCCGCCCCGUGGACGUGGAGAUGGUGCUCGCCGAGUUUCGGAUCCCUCCGCUCCUCUCCCCACUGAGGGAAGACGACACGCCGGAGGGUCCCACGACGCCCAAACCCCCCAGGGCCGCCCGAGGAGGUAAGGCUGUCGGAGCGGCCAACCCGGGAAUGGCUGCGGCUGGUUCGCUCGCAGGAUCCAGCGGUCCUGAGCGAGCUGUGGCGGCAAGGCAGCCCGGUUGGGGCUCUGUGGACCACACCACGACGCCCAAGGAAUCCCGGACCCUUCGGCUCCACCUCGCUCAGACGGAAGAUGCGGGUCCGGCGUCGGAGGUCCACGGCCAGAGCCUGGUAGUUGACGCCCCCCGGCAGGGUUCAGGACGGCCCUCUGCACCGGAGGCCCGGGCCCGGAGACCACCCUGGACACGGGACGAGGAGGAUUCCAGGUUAGUGCCAUUCUCUUUGCCCUCCGCAGAGUGCGCGCCCCUGGGCCAAGUCCUUCGGAAGCCACAGCCUCCUGCCGGGCCCCCCAUGGCCCACCCGGACCCCUUGCCUGGUUCGAAGCUUCCAUCCUGGCUCGCCGCCCUGGACCCAGCAGGCGAUGCCUAUCCUGGCCGCAAGACCCCUCCCAGCCUGACCAUCCCGAGAUGGUCCCGGCAGGGGCCCCCAAGCCGGGACGUGAGCAGGCAGGCCCUGUCCUGGAGGCUGCCCACUGUCCCAGAACCGGUCAAGUCGCAGCCCAUCGGCAAGGACCAGAGGCCAGCGCGCGAGGCCAUGAAGCUGCGGGCCCAACGGGCGCGGGAGAUCCGCUGUCCCCCCUGCCCCCCCACCCCUCCUCGCGAUAUCUGGGACGUGUGCCCUCGGGGGACCUCCUAUGACCGCUUUAAUUCGGACGGCACACUGACCAUUUGCGGCGCCGGCUCGGCGCCAGAGAAACCCAGCCGCGAGGAAGCCCUCCCCGGCAGAAACAACGGAUGUCUUGGUUCCCUGGCGGGCCCCGAUGGAGGACCCCGGCCCGACCCCUGUCCCGUGGAUAUCGAGCAGGUGCUCGCCGAGAUUCGGAUCCCUCCGCUCCUCUCUCCUCUCAGCAACGACGAAGGCCCCGGAGGUCCAAGCAAGGCCAAAGCAACCCGAGCCGUCCCAGGAGGUAAGGCUCGCGGAACGUCCAUCCCGGGGCAGGGCGCAGCGGGUGCGCUUGCGGGCUCCACCGGUCCUGAGCGGCCUGUCUCGGCCUCUGUGGAUCAGGCCCAUGGGCUGGAGGAAGGGCGGAACGCUCCGCUCCGUCCCGCUCCGAGGGGUGGCUCGGGCCCCCAGUGUCCCAGGCCGCUGGACGGCAAGCCCACCGCAGACGCCCAUGGAGGUCAGGCUCAGGCGACGGACGAAAGAAGAACCUCUGCCAGGAACAAGAGAGACAGGAGAAUCGGGCAGGCCCAGCCCAGCCCUCCCCGCUCCACCGGGGACACCAAGGGCCCGCUCCAGAGCGAGGCCGAGGGCCCAGGGAGGGAAGCCAGGGGACGUCCUUCCAGGGAAAUCCGCCCAAAGCGAGGCUGGGAUGGGAGCCAGGUCAGGGCCCCCAGGGACGACAAGGUAGACGGCCGCAGCCCCAGCCCCAGCCCUGCAGCGGCGAACGAGCAGCCUCCAUGGGACACCCCUUGGGAAGAGCCGGGGAAAUGGAGCCGGCCUUCACGCAAAAGGAGCAGAAGCCAGGAGGAGGUCAGCCUGCCACCGGGAAAAAGGACCCGGGGCCCCCUGGACGCCAGCUUGCAAAGGUCCCUGGAGGUUAGCCCCGCGGUGGCACCGACGGGCCUCAGCUCCUGGGACCUCGCUGCUCUCUCUGGCGGGCGCCUGGGCUCGGGCAGCGCACGCCUCCCUGUCCAGGCCACACGCCUGCAGUUAAGGAGCUCCCAAGCUGCAGCCCCCGGCAAGGACUCAGGACAGCCCUCGGCCCCAGAUGACCGGGUCCAGAAGCCAGUCGGACGCGCCGAGGGCCACCGAUCACCGCCCACUCGGACGAGCGCGCAUUCCAGGCUAGCGCCCUGCCCUUGGCCGGACCCUGGUCGCCCGCCCCUACGGCCAGCCGCUCAGAGUCCACCCCAGCCACCGGCCGGACCACCCCUGGCCACCCCUGCCCCCGUGCCUGGCCCUAGUUCCGCUGCGCAGCCCCGGCUUCAGCCCACUCCCCAGCUCCCCCUUCGCAGCCUCCGGCCUGGGGCCGCUCCUCCGAUCGAUUUCAGCAGCCAGCCCCUGCCCUGGAGGAUGCCCACCGUCCCGGGACCUGUGAGGUCACUGCCCAUUCCCAAAGAUCUCAGGUCAGUGCGCGAGGCCAUGAAGCGGCGGGCCCAGCGGGCUCGGGAGAUCCCAUGUCCCCCCUCACCUCCUCGUGAUAUCUGGGAUGUGUGCACGCGCCGGGCUUCAGAACAACCCUUCCCUUAGGAGGCCGCUCUGCGCCUUUGCGCCCCGGGCUCCGCAGCAGCAGGCCGGCCGCGGCCCCCAGGGGCCGCG